AUGGCAGAACGCCGGGGAAAGUGGCACAUUUGGAAGCGGGGAUUCGAAAUUUGUCUCAGAGCAGCGAAAAUAUUCGAUGCUACUGAAAAGAAGGAUCAGCUGUUGGCUCAUGGAGGUUUCGAGCUGCAGGAGGUGUUUUUCGGUAUACCGGGCGCCGAUGUUGCACAUAGCGAUGAAGUAAACGCGUAUGAUGUGGCAAUAGACAAAUUGGACGAAUAUUUCGCACCUUUGCGUCACGAAGCCCACGAGCGGUAUUUGUUUUGGGACAUGAAGCCAGAACCUGAGGAAUCUCUUGGGAACUUUUUGAUGCGUACCCAAAUGUAUGCGGGUAAAUGUAAUUUCGGAAAAUCGGCGGUAGAGAGCUCUGGUAUUGCGGUGGUGGACAAAAUCCUUCAGUUUGUUCCAUCACAUUUGAGGGAAAAAUUACUGCAGGAGAAAGAGUUAACCAUUCAAGAAGUCAUUCGCCAAGUUAAUGCUUAUGAGACUACCCGGCGGGCAAGUGAGCAAAUUAGUGGUCAAGCUGCAGCACAGUUGGCCACUCAUCAGGUAUUGAAGCCGACGGAGAAUUUACAAGAGAUCGAUGCAGUUUGUAAAUACUGUGCGGGGUCUCACCAACCUGAUCAACAGUGUCCUGCAUGGAACAAGACCUGCGGGCAAUCGCAGUCGAAACGUUUCCAUGCAAACCGUCAGGUAAAUGCUAUUGAUGAUGUGGACGAGCAGAGGGAAAAUUUCGAGUUGGUUGACAUGGUUUCUACAACGAACGACAACGAUGAGCUGAUUUGGGCAAAGGUUGGAAAUGUGUUGAUCGAGAUGCAAAUAGAUUCGGGCGUCCAGUGGAAUAUUAUCGACGAUCGAACUUGGAGUUACAUGCAGCAGAAUGGAGUAAAAUUGAUAGGUAGCUGUUCACAUCCGGAUAGGAAAUUCAAAGCGUAUGCUCAGACAGAUUGUCUGGCAGUGACGCUGAUGCUUGACGCGGAGAUCGUUAUCACUGAUGGUGAAAAGCAGCUAAAAACAAUAGCCCGAUUCUAUGUCGUUAAAGAUGGCCCUCAGCCACUUUUGGGGAAGAGGACAGCUAAAGAGUUGGGUGUCCUCAAGGUUGGACUUCCAAGCAAGCACGAGUCGAACCAUCAUUUGGACAUUGUGCAGCGAUUCCCUAGUAUUCGGGGCAUAAAGAUCCACAUACCCAUGGAUCAUUCGGUUCUGCCAGUCGCGCAGCCUCUAAGGAGACUACCGUUUGCGACGUUGACCCGAGUUGAAGAAAAAAUGAAUGAGUUACUCAAUAAAGACAUCAUCGAAAAGGUUACAGGACCUAGCCGUUGGGUAUCGCCAAUGGUGGUUGUGGUCAAAGACAACGGAGACAUCCGUUUGUGUUUGGACAUGAGACAGUUGAAUAAAGCAGUAAUCCGCGAAACACAUCCAUUGCCCACAAUAGAAGACAUCCGGUGGAAACUUAACGGCGCGGUCUUCUUCACCCGCCUUGAUAUCAAGGAUGCGUUUCACCAGCUCGAGUUAGAUGAAGUGAGCAAACCGUUGACGACUUUCAUUACACACAAAGGCCUAUUCCGAUACAAACGUCUUUUGUUCGGAAUUUCAUGUGCUCCGGAAAUUUUCCAGAAAACUAUCGAGCAAAUCCUUUCCGAUUGUGAAUGUUGCACAAAUUUUAUUGAUGACAUUAUCGUGUUCGGGAAAACUGAGCGUGAGCACGAUGGAGCUCUUCAGCGGAUCUUAAAUAGAUUCAAAGACUACGGAAUCCUUUUAAAUCAAGCAAAAUGUGUUUUCAAGUUAAAGGAAAUUGAUUUCUUGGGGCACCAUUUCAACGUAGCAGGGAUGUCGCCGUCAAAAGACAAAAUAGAAGCAAUCCGUAACUGCCGUGCUCCAAAUAACUGCGAGGAGGUCAGGAGUUUUCUCGGCCUCGUUAACUAUGUAGGUUCUUUUAUACCAGAUUUGACUACAGUAUCAUUUCCGCUUCGGGAGCUUCUCAAGGAUAAGGCGUCUUUCAAAUGGGGCACCGACGAACAGCAGGCAUUCGAUCUUAUUAUCUCAUACAUAGGUAAUGCAGACAGUUUAGCACACUUCGAUCCAAAAUUGAAAACCCGUCUAGUAGCAGAUGCUUCUCCCGUAGGGUUAGGGGCCGUUCUAUUGCAAUUCUUUGAAGGAGCACCGAGAGCUGUCGCUUACGCUAGUAAAAGCCUUACAGAAACUGAACGACGUUAUGCCCAAACGGAGAAAGAAGCUCUUGCCCUUGUUUGGGGGGUGGAACGUUUCAGGAUCUACCUUCUGGGAAUACGUUUCGAGUUGGAGACAGAUCAUAAACCUCUUGAGGCUAUAUUUUCGAGAAACUCAAACCCCUGCCUCCGUAUAGAACGUUGGGUAUUACGCCUUCAAGCAUUCAGUUAUGUGGUGGUAUAUAGGAAAGGAAAAUCGAAUAUUGCAGAUUCUUUGUCUCGAUUGAGUCGAUCGAAUACGGUUAGACCUUUUGAUCCGGAGUCAGAAAUGUAUAUACGUAGCGUCAUAGAAACGGCAGCAGUCGAUAUCGAUGAAGUGGAGGCAAAAUCGGAAUCCGAUCUCGAGCUUAGCGAACUCCGAGAAUGUUUGAAUAGAGGCAUUUGGAACUAUACAUCGAAUUUAAUCAAACCAUACCAUGCAUUCAGGAAUGAGUUGGGCACCGUCGGGAAGCUUAUUGUUAGAGGCUCUAAACUUGUCAUCCCGAAAGAACUCAGACAACGCAUGGUACAGUUGGGUCACGAAGGGCAUCCAGGAAAAACUAAAAUGCAACAACGCUUGAGCAGCACCUGUUGGUGGCCUGGAAUGGAUGAGUCAAUUGCUAAAGCUGUUGAUUAUUGUGAAGGAUGUAGAAUGGUUGGUAAUCCAGAACGCCCUGAGCCAAUGCAACGUCGAAAAUUACCCGAAGCACCGUGGAUAGACCUCGCUAUCGACUUCUUAGGACCUUUACCAUCAGGAGAUUAUCUUUUAGUCAUUAUCGAUUAUUUCAGUCGAUAUAAGGAGGUUGAGAUCAUGCGUAAAAUUACAGCGGGAGAGACAGUUGAACGAUUAGAGAAAAUCUUUACCAGGUUGGGAUAUCCAAAAACACUUACGCUGGAUAACGGACGGCAGUUUGUAAGUACUGAAUUCGACAAUUACUGCAAAGUAAGAGGCAUCACAGUUAACAGAACAACGCCGUACUGGCCGCAAGAAAACGGUUUGGUUGAGCGCCAAAAUCGUUCUCUGGUAAAGCGUUUAAAAAUAAGCCAAGCAUUGAAUAGAGAUUGGAAACACGAUUUGUUGACUUACCUAUCUAUGUACUACUCUACGCCCCAUAGUACGACUGGUAAAACUCCAUCCGAACUCAUGUACGGCAGAAAUGUAAGAACGAAGAUUCCAGCCUUAACCGACUUAAGUUCUGCGGUGCCGUGUACUGACUACAGAGAUCGAGACCAACUAGCUAAACAGAAAGGGAAGGAACAUGAGGAUCGGCGUAGGCGUGCCAAGCUGUCUGAGUUAGUUGUUGGAGAUAAGGUCUACAUGAAAAACGUUCUUCCGGGAAAUAAGCUCACUCCCACUUUUGAUAACAAAGUCCUGACGGUCAAGUCCAAACAAGGGCCUAGAGUAACGGUACAGAACGAUGAAACGGGUAAGCUGUACGAAAGGAAUUCAACCCAUCUUAAAAAGAUUUUAAUUGAUAACUCUCCAGCCAAAGAUAAUCCCGGAGAUGAUGAUGGCAGCGAUACCGAGGAUUUCAGAGGGUUUCCAGAUGAGUCAGGGAACAAUGACGCAUCGCCGUCACCCUCGACUGCCGUCGUAGAUAUUGGGAAGCGUAAUAAGAGACAGCGGAAAAUCACUAUGCCUAAACGGUUUGACGAUUGUUUGAUGAAAUUCUAAACGUUGUUAUCUUAUAUUGAAGGGGAGAUGUGAUGAUGUAUCUGUAUCUUUAUGCACAUUAUCUGUGCCAC
Molecule: messenger RNA, 3950 nt
Organism: Uranotaenia lowii
Lineage: Eukaryota; Metazoa; Arthropoda; Insecta; Diptera; Culicidae
Exons: 4
Coding region: 1-3879 (1292 amino acids)
Biological process (GO): DNA integration
Molecular function (GO): nucleic acid binding
Source: RefSeq, a predicted model, not a curated record